UCGGAUUCACUGGAAAAUUACCAAACGCGCAAACCCACCUUGAAUGCAAACAAUAAAGUGAAGGCUUUCGGACGGAAUUCCCUGGAAUUUCACAGUGAUAAUGACGUCAGUGGAGAGUAUAGAGUGGUUGGAAGAGCUAUUGGCUGAGGUUCAGCUGGAGCAAUUCCUUCACCGAAUAACAGAUGACUUGCAAAUAACGAGGCUGGUGCACUUUAACUACGUCCAUUCCGAUGAUCUGGAGAAGAUUGGACUGGCACGGCCAGCAAUCAGAAGAUUGAUGGAAGCUGUGAGGAAGAGGAGGAAUGUCGCCUGGAGGCAGUCAUUGAUGGAGAAAAUCCUUCCAGGGGGAAAGAAGAAAGCACACACUGUAGCAGGAUCUCCCUCAAAAUCUUCCAGCUCCUCCAGUACUUGUUUGAUCCUGGAAAGGGAGAUCAUCCUGGCAGAUAAACUAGGAGAUGGAUCCUUUGGGGUUGUGAGGCGCGGUGAAUGGCGUCCAGGAGGUGGACCGGCCAUUCCUGUGGCUGUCAAAGUGCUCAAGGCUGAUGUCUCAAUGCCUGGAGUCGUUGAGGAUUUCUUCAAGGAGGUGCAAUCAAUGCAUGUGCUAGAUCAUCCAAAUCUCAUCCAUCUCCAUGGAGUGGUACUCUCAAAGCCCCUCAUGAUGGUCACUGAACUGGCAGAUCGAGGCUCUCUCCUGGACACAUUGCACACUCGCACCCUAAAACACCUUUCUCUCACGCACAUUUGGCGCUGGGCUGUCGAAGUGGCCACAGGCAUGGCGUACCUGGAGACCCGGAGAAUUCUUCACAGAGAUUUAGCCUGUCGCAAUGUUUUCCUCCAUGGCCCAGAGGAAAGAGUGAAAAUUGGAGAUUUUGGGCUGAUGCGCUCUUUGGCUCAGCAGGAAGACUGCUAUGUCAUGACUGAGCACCGAAGAGUGCCAUUCCCAUGGUGUGCUCCAGAAUCCCUGCGUCUCAGACAAUUUAGCCAUGCAUCGGAUGCCUGGAUGUUUGGAGUGACGCUGUGGGAAAUGUUUACGGGUGGUGAAGAGCCCUGGGUGGCACUAAACGGUGUCCAGGUACUCAAGAAGAUUGAAUCAGGAGAGAGGCUAGCCAUGCCAAAUCUCAGUUCUCCGGAAAUCUAUCAACUGAUGCUCCAGUGCUGGCACAAGGAUCCCCAGGAAAGGCUUUCUUUCUUAGAUAUCCAGAAAUUCCUCAAAUCCGUGCGUCCGAUAUUGGUGCGUGCUACAGUAGAUUAUUGCGAGAAUGAGAAUUUCUCCACACGUUCCGGCGAUACGAUAGCCAUAAUCGACGAUCGGCCGCAGCUGAAUUACGUCAAAGGUCAGAAUCAGCGUACAUUUGUGAUAGGAGCACUCCCAAGAAAUGUUCUGGAACCUGUAACUGUGCAGGCAAAUGAUAGAUCUCUCAGUCCGAGUAUAUUUGCUCUUAGGCAGAAUUCUGAGGAUUCUGCUAGGGUUCUCAGGAGGAGAACUUUCAAUUCGGCUGAUUGUCGAAGAGCCGAUGCAUUGACAUUGAAUAGGAAAUCUUGCCAGAAUUUUGAGAGAACUUCCAAGAAAUCAAUAGAAUCGCAUUCAAAGGAAAGGAGUUACAUUGCAGCACGGCAAUUUUCCUACAAUAAAUUGCGCAAUGAACAGGGAUUGAGUAUGAAGAAGGCGGUGCAGAAGCCAAAGCGUCCACCGCAGCCAAAGUUGGAUGGGAAAGUUGCUGAGGGAAAUUUAAUUGACUUAUCCUCACCAGAUGGGGACGUUUUGGGUGAUCUGAAGGGGAAAUUGAGUGAGGGAAGAUCUUUUAGUGCUGAAUGUAUUCUGGAUGCACCGAUAGAAGUGGCGACAGAGGAAGAAAUUGUCCAGGAUGAGAAUUUGCCAUCGCCAAUGUAUGAGAAUUCUCGGGAAAUUGAUCAUACUUCCUGGCAAUCGGUCAUGAUGGAGGCAUAUGAGGCAGCUGCUAGGAGUCAAGAAGUCUUUGAUCCCUUUGACACGUCUCAUGUCCAUGGAGAUGGCCAGGUAGAUGUCCAGGCAGAUGGUCAGACGGAUUUCCAAACACAGGAUAACUGGGAUUGUAUCCGGAAGCUUGAUAGUGUCCGGAGUCAUACGCCAACGUCAGAAAGUGGAUUUUUUACGCCACCAGAACGAGAGACUCCAGUGAAAGACUUCGUGGAGACUGAAUGUGCCACCACGACGACGCAGGGGCUAAUCAAUGAGAUUGUGGAGCCCAUUCAGGAGCUCAAUCUUCAAUACUCAUCGAAAAAUGUCACAAAUGUCUAUGAUACAGUGGAAGGAGGGAGUUUCUACCAGGAACUCUAUCCCAUUCUUCCUGUAACAUACCAAAAUAUUCCGGAUGCCUGGAAUUCGCCCAGAGUGUAUCCGGAUGCAGAAGCACAGAAACUCAAGCCUCAUCGACCAGCACCAUCAAUUCCCUCCUCAUCGUCGUCCAGGUAAUGACUCGAUCAUCGUUUGUGACUUGUGACAAAAAUCUCUGGUCUUCGUACCACAAUAGCCAAUUUAUCGCGGGAUAAUUUAACAAUUGCCCGCAUAUGGAUGUUCUUUUGUUCGUUUUUUUUUUUAGUUAUAUUGACCUUCCUCGAAUAUCCGAAAAAAAACUCAAUUGACAAAAAUGUAUAGCAAUGAUGAAUGUUUCAAAAGACUCUCAAAUGCAUUGUUCUCUUGUUUUUGAGAAAAAUGGAGAGCAGAAGUAUUACGUGAGCGUGAAUUAAAUUAGAAUAAAGAGGAGAUGAAUCUCGAAAA
This is a messenger RNA of Phlebotomus papatasi, 2758 nucleotides long. It is a transcript of the gene Ack, whose product is annotated as activated Cdc42 kinase Ack. NCBI's taxonomy places the organism in Eukaryota, Metazoa, Arthropoda, Insecta, Diptera, Psychodidae. Gene Ontology annotation, molecular function: ATP binding; transmembrane receptor protein tyrosine kinase activity. The coding region runs from base 101 to 2452 and encodes 783 amino acids. The record is from RefSeq and is a predicted model, not a curated record. Gene Ontology annotation, cellular component: signaling receptor complex; basal plasma membrane. Gene Ontology annotation, biological process: positive regulation of cell population proliferation; positive regulation of kinase activity; cell surface receptor protein tyrosine kinase signaling pathway. The transcript has 3 exons.